Molecule: messenger RNA, 1893 nt
Organism: Drosophila takahashii
Lineage: Eukaryota; Metazoa; Arthropoda; Insecta; Diptera; Drosophilidae
Gene: MTPAP
Product: mitochondrial poly(A) polymerase
Molecular function (GO): poly(A) RNA polymerase activity; nucleic acid binding
Source: RefSeq, a predicted model, not a curated record
CAUAACCUCAAAGCCAGAGCGCCACCAAAAUAAAGUUACAUUUUUUGGGAAUUGCAAGUCGUCCAGGACUUGACCAGCCCACCAGAUACAGCCACACCACCCGCCAUGAACAGCCUUGUACGCCGCAGUGCCCACCAGCUGAGCCGGUGGCGCACAUUGUGCACAAAACCCGGCGCCCCGGAGGCAGCGGCGUCUCCAGGUAAACCCAGCUAUGAGGAGUUCAUAGGCCAUCAGCAGUGGCAGGCUCGCUGCAGCAUUGUCGUCCAGGUGAGCUCCGAGAAGUCGUACCCGGAGUUGUAUAACUACUGCAGCCGCUUCGGCGAGAUUCGCGGUGCCCAGCACUACUGCGUCCGCCAGGACGAGGCCCUGCACUAUGUGCUCCUGGAGUACGCCACCCCGGAUGAGGCGGCGGCGGCCAUUGGAGCGGGCGUGACCAAUGGCGAGCUCACGAGCGGCGUUCCCGUGCGUUCGCCCUUCCUUUGGUUUCGUGCCGCCGGCGGAGGAAGAAAGAGUGCCAAGCUAGCUCCCAAUCAAGUGCCACAACUCCUCUCCAUCGAUGGCAAUCGGCAGGUGGAGCAGGGCCACCUACUGGAGCUACUCCGCUCGGCCCAGGGAAUCGAAGAGCAAGUGCAGCUGCUGCAUGAACAUACGCGCCUGAAUGAACUGGGCAUUCGGAUGAGGUUUCUGGCCGCCCUGCAAGUGGAGCAGGCCAUCGCCGGGAUGUUUCCCGCCGCCCAGGCGCAGCCCUUUGGCUCCUCCGUCAACGGCUUCGGACGAAUGGGCUGCGAUCUGGAUCUAAUCCUCCGCUUCGACAACGAUAUGGGCGGGAGAAACCCAGCGGAGGCAACGGCGGAGCCAUCGCGCCUGGUUUACCACACCAAGGAGAACCUGAGCAACGGCCGAUCGCAGACGCAGCGGCACAUGGAAUGCUUCGGCGAUAUGCUGCACCUCUUCCUGCCCGGCGUCUGCCAUGUGCGACGCAUCCUGCAGGCCAGGGUGCCCAUCAUCAAGUACCACCACGAGCAUCUGGACCUCGAAGUGGACCUGUCCAUGAGCAACCUCACUGGCUUCUAUAUGUCCGAGCUGCUCUACAUGUUCGGCGAAAUGGAUGCUCGCGUGCGUCCGCUGACCUUCAGCAUUCGCCGCUGGGCGCAGUCGUGCGGGUUAACGAAUCCCUCGCCCGGUCGCUGGAUCAGCAACUUCUCGCUGACCUGCCUGGUGAUGUUCUUCCUGCAGCAGCUUCGCCAGCCCAUCCUGCCCACCAUUGGAGCGCUGGCGAAGGCGGCCCAGCCGAAGGAUUCGCGGCUCACCGAGGACGGGAUCAACUGCACAUUUGCCCGGGAUGUGGAACGCGUGGGCUUUCGGAGUCGCAAUCAGAGCUCGCUGAGUGAACUGCUGCUGCAGUUCUUUGAGUUCUACUCGCAGUUUGACUUCCACAAUCGAGCGAUCUCUCUAAAUGAGGGUAGGCCGCUUUCCAAACCGGAUCACUCGGCCAUGUACAUUGUGAAUCCGCUGGAGCAGCUGCUCAAUGUCAGCAAGAAUGUGAGCCUGGAGGAAUGCGAGCGGCUGCGCAUCGAAGUGCGGAAUGCGGCUUGGAUUCUGGAGUCGGAGGUGGAGAAUGUCGAUCGGCAGGAGCUCUCCUGGGGUCUCCUCAAUCUGUUUAAGCACCCCGAGAAGGCCGUAAUCCGGCCGAAUAUGUUCUUCAAGCCGCGCAUGGUCGAGGUCAGCGAUCUCUUCGAGGAGAAGCAGACGAAGGAGGCUUCUAACUCCAGCAGUGCCAUCACCUACAAGAGCUCCUCGGUGCGACAGCAGGUGCAGAGCAUCAAGGCGGCCACACGCUCGGAACUAAAGCAGCUACAGAACAGUCCCAAGAACCGAAGGAGCAGCAGAUGA